CUGGUUCUUCUUCUUCUCUCCCAACCCUAAAUCCAUUCUCUCAUCCUCCUCGGUCCCCCCAGACUCCAGCCUCCCCGACGCCGACGCUGACGCCCUUUGCUGCUUCUUAAAUACGUGGACCUUGGUGUUGUAUGCCGUGGUGGUGCACUGGUGCUUCUUCUUCUUUUACUUUUUUCAGUCAAAGAAUAGUGCUAGCCCUAAGAUAGAGAUUUGAGAGGAGAGGGAGAACACUGAACACUGAAUAGUGCAUAUAUAACCGUUUAGUUGGAUAGUAGCAUACCACCUCAAACAACUUUCUCGGAGCUUGACCUGAAUUGGGGCAACUCCCAAAUCAGGCUAAGUGAUGGGUGGAGUAAUUCUAGGCUUCCCUGGACCAUGGGCUAAGGAUUAUUGUGAAGUCUCAGAUCAUUAUACAUCAAAAAUUGGUGGCCUUCCGGAUUGGCCUAUUCCAAGGGAGUCAAUUCCAUCUGAUCUGCUUCAAUGUGGUGCUUGUGGAAGUAAUCUCUGUCUUGUUGCACAGGUUUAUGCUCCCAUUUUAAGUGGCACUUUGAAGAUUGAAGAGCGUAUUAUCUACAUUUUUGGAUGUGUAAUGCCAAAAUGUGGGGACAGUCUCCUUAGCAGCUGGCAUGCUGUUCGAGUUCAGAAGUCCAACAAUGUAGAAGGGAGCCCUACCUGCAAACAAGUGAUUCCAUCAACAGUACCUUCUGGGUCAAUUUCAAACAGUAACAAAUGGUGGGAAGAAGAUUCGUGGACUUGCAGAUCUGGAGAAGAAGAUGAAGACAAUAUUGACCUGGAGGAGCUGGGAAGGGCACUGUCUGAAGCCGCAUGCUUGGCUUCUAAUUCCAAAAAGAAAAAAAAGAGUGGUAUUCAUAAGUCUGCGAGGAAGUGCUCACCAGUUUUGCAAGAAGUUGGGGUUGUUCAUGCCAACAUACCGGUGGUACCGUGCUUCUAUAUCUAUUCUCAAGAACAGGCAUCAUCAAGAGACGUAAGCUCUGUAUGUUUGAACUAUGCUUCACUCUCUAUCAAGGAGAAUCAAAGUGACUUUGAUAGUCUUAAAGAGGAAGAGGUGUGGGGAGAAGAAAGUUAUGAGUAUGAUAGAGCUCUGUAUGCUGAUAGGACCUACUUGAAGUUCAAAAAAUGGAUCGACGCACAUCCAGAACAAUGUUACAGGUACUCAUAUGGUGGAAAGCCACUUUUGGCCACGAAGGGGUUAGGGGAACCUGGGGCAUGUGCACUAUGUGGUGCAUCCAGACACUAUGAAAUGCAACUGAUGCCCCCAUUGUUGUUUUUUCUACGGGAAGCCCGUGAUGGUUCAGCGACACAUUCCCCAGAUUGGAAUUGGAUGACACUACUUGUAUACACUUGUUCCAAGAAUUGUUCACAAUGGUUAAAUAACGAGAAAUCCAAUAAUGGGGGUUGGACUGUGGUGAAGGAGGCUAUUAUUAUACAAAAUGAGGAGGAAUUGCAUGAGUCAACACAAGUUAGUUAUUUCUCAUGAUCUGCAUUUUGCACCCGUGGGAAAUGUCUUCCACUGGAGUGCAGGUCAUCUUUUCAUUCUUCACAGUUAUGCUUCUUUGGGCCGAAUUAGAUAAGCUUCUAAUUUAUGAAGAAUCCAUGGCAGCAUUCUCGUGAGUACUGAUGGAAGGAUUAUAUGUUUUGCAACACUGACUGUCACUUUACUGAAGUUUGCUUGAUUUUUACUCCGAAAUUGUCUAUACUUGCUGGGAACCAUACAUAGUUCUGAUGCCUGUCAUAGUGCUGGGAAUUCCAGCCAAAACUGCUUUGUAUACAAGUCAUUUGGCAUGAUUUAGUGUUCAAAGGAAAGUUUUUUGUAUGUGUCAUUUGGCAUGAUUCACAAAACAGCUUUUGUAAACUGGUGGAGUCGUUUAGUUGGGUCUUUUAAGUAUUUUCUUAGACAUUGAAGAGGGUGAUUCAUGUGGCUAAAGUAACCUUUGGGUACUCGUUGCAGGAAAGUUUUGAAUACGGUCUCAUACCAGCUCCCGAAAUUGUUACCAUUUGUUCAGAACAGUCCCAGUGCAAUUAUAUGUUGAAAAUAAACUCUGGUGGUAAGGAUCUGUGAACAUUAAUAGCCCAUUGGCUUGCCUGUAUUAGGAAUUUGGUCAUGGGCCUUUUUAGGUUUCUUAAAUUGUCUAGCUUAGAUCAAUGAAUUGUGAAACUUAUCUGCUAUUAAUGUUGUUGGAUACAUUUGCAGGGGUGAGUAAA
Molecule: messenger RNA, 2223 nt
Organism: Macadamia integrifolia
Lineage: Eukaryota; Viridiplantae; Streptophyta; Magnoliopsida; Proteales; Proteaceae
Product: programmed cell death protein 2-like
Exons: 8
Coding region: 344-1498 (384 amino acids)
Cellular component (GO): cytoplasm
Source: RefSeq, a predicted model, not a curated record